AUGGGUUUCUCGGAGGAUAUGCGGCGGGAAUGCGCCGAAAUAUGGGAUACCGAGCACAACCAUCCACUAGUUACUGGAAUUGGCGACGGUUCUCUUGAUCUGGAAAAGUUCAGAUUCUAUAUGCGGCAGGACUACAUCUAUCUGAUCGAUUAUUGCCGGGUGAUUGCGCUUGCCGCGGCCAAGACACAGGAUGUUGAGGAUAUGGGGUGGUUCGCCAAGCUGCUGGACGAGACGCUGAAUACUGAGAUGUCGCUGCAUGUGAGUUUCUGCGAAGACUUCGGGAUCAGCGAAACGAACUGCUGGCGACGCCCUUCGCCUACUACACAGGCUUAUACCCGCCACCUUCUGCAGAUCGCCUUCAGGGGGAGCAUCGGCGAGAUUUCGAGUUCCAUCUUGCCGUGCAUGUGGGGUUACAGCGAGUCGGGCAGAUGUUGUAUGACCGGGGCAUACCGGAGGACGCGCCGCUGUAUGCUCGCUGGAUCCAAAUGUAUAACUCGCCGGAGUUUGCGGAGCUUGCGUCGUGGCUUCGGGGAUUCUGGACCGCAUCGCCGAAGGCUGCGGAGAGGCUGA
This is a messenger RNA of Geodia barretti, 570 nucleotides long. Lineage: Eukaryota; Metazoa; Porifera; Demospongiae; Tetractinellida; Geodiidae. The record is from the annotation of a GenBank genome assembly.